Messenger RNA from Aspergillus sclerotioniger CBS 115572, 1625 nucleotides. RefSeq names its product S8 family peptidase. The record is from RefSeq and is a predicted model, not a curated record. The transcript has 4 exons. The coding region runs from base 262 to 1539 and encodes 425 amino acids. Gene Ontology annotation, molecular function: serine-type endopeptidase activity. Lineage: Eukaryota; Fungi; Ascomycota; Eurotiomycetes; Eurotiales; Aspergillaceae. Gene Ontology annotation, biological process: proteolysis.
GUGGUACUUUCCCUGAUGAAGCACAACCAAGUCGUCCGAGGACGCAAUGUCACCCUCUGAGUUUUAAACACACUCCAGUGCCUUCUGACCCGUUCCCGCUUGGCCUAAAUCAAGAAAUGAGUAUGACUGGGCUCAGUGAGCCCGGCGACGGGAUGCAGGCCUGGGUCCACAAGGAUAUAAAAGGACCAGCCCAUUACACUAUCUUGCUCGGAUUUUCUGUUUAGAUUGAUAUUCUCAUCGCCGUGCGACUAUCCAGCCCAGAUGGCUUCCUUUAAACGUGCUCUGCUACUGCUCGGUGCCCUUUUGCCUGCUGUCUUUGGUGUUACAGGGCAGGAGCCUCACCAGACUAUUGAGACGAUCCCCGGAAAAUACAUUGUCACCUUUAAGCCGGGUCUUGCUGACGCAAGAAUCGAAUCCCAUGCAGAAUGGGCAACGGAGCUUCAUAGGCGCAGCCUAGCAGGCCGUAGUACAUCCGAUAACAACCUCCCCGUCGGAAUCGAGAGGACGUACAAGAUCAACCAAUUUGCUGGAUAUGCAGGCUCUUUCGAUGAGGCUACCAUCGAGGAGAUCCGCAGACACGCCGAUGUAGCUUCUGUGGAGGACGACCAGGUCUGGUACCUCGAUACUCUGGUCACAGAACGGCGAGCCCCUUGGGGCUUGGGUAGCAUCUCCCACCGGGGAGCCUCUAGCACCGAUUACAUCUAUGAUGACAGUGCCGGCGAGGGCACCUACGCCUAUGUAGUGGAUACUGGUAUUCUUGCGACGCAUGAGGAGUUUGGUGGCCGUGCCAGCCUGGCAUACAAUGCCGCCGGUGGCCAGCACGUUGACAGCGUCGGACACGGCACGCAUGUCGCAGGGACCAUCGGCGGCAAAACAUAUGGCGUUUCCAAGAAAGCCCAUAUCUUGUCCGUGAAGGUGUUUGUCGGUGAAUCAAGCUCGACGUCGGUCAUUUUGGAUGGGUUCAAUUGGGCUGUCAAUGAUAUUGUGGGCAAGAACCGCACCAGCAAGGCUGCUAUCAAUAUGAGUCUUGGUGGGGGCUAUUCCUAUGCUUUCAACAACGCCGUCGAGAGCGCGUUUGGUGAUGGUGUUCUUUCAGUUGUCGCAGCUGGAAAUGAGAAUAGAGAUGCAUCACGGACGAGCCCGGCUUCUGCACCUGAUGCUGUCACGGUUGCCGCCAUCAACAGAAGCAAUGCUCGUGCCUCCUUUUCGAACUACGGUCCCGUGGUUGACCUCUUUGCGCCUGGAGAGAACGUUCUUUCGGCCUGGAUUGGGUCCAACUCGGCCACCAACACCAUUUCUGGCACAUCGAUGUCCACCCCCCAUGUGACAGGCUUGGUUAUUUAUCUGAUGGGCCUGGAGGAGCUAGCCACUCCUGGGGCCGCGACUGCCCGCCUCAAGGCAUUGGCCACGCGGAACGUUGUUACCAAUGUCUCCAAUAGCCCUAACCUUCUGGCCUACAAUGGUAACAGCCGUGCGUCAAAGGAUGAUGGCGACAACGAUGGUGAUAACGAUGGUGACAACGAUGGAGAUGAUGCCUAGGGGCUAUGAUAGAGGUCGCGUUACGCUAGAGCUGGGAGAAUAGGGUGUUGAUUGGCUAGGCUAUAUCCGAAUUUAAGCGAUGCCUG